Molecule: messenger RNA, 3298 nt
Organism: Eucalyptus grandis
Lineage: Eukaryota; Viridiplantae; Streptophyta; Magnoliopsida; Myrtales; Myrtaceae
Product: G-type lectin S-receptor-like serine/threonine-protein kinase SD2-5
Exons: 2
Coding region: 834-3212 (792 amino acids)
Biological process (GO): protein phosphorylation
Molecular function (GO): protein serine/threonine kinase activity; ATP binding
Source: RefSeq, a predicted model, not a curated record
UCCAAACUUCAUUGCCGCAAUUAAAAGCCCGCAACGAGUCGUUUUGCCCUGAAUAGAGGAAAUGGCGUUGUUUUCUUUGUUCAAUGCCAUGCACGUUAGCACCGUAACCCUAAGUUGACCACGUGGGAUCUGUCAUCCCCGCACGGACGAUCAGCUAUCACUUCUUAAUUCCCCAUGAAAGAGAACGAAAAACGAUCUUUAAUGUACCAUCUCGAACGCCGAUCUUUCGAAACUUCGAACAGCUGCGAGUUCUCGAAAACUCAACGGCGAUUUUCCUUUUCUUGUCUGGAGAUUGUACAUGUGCGCAGGGAUUUUUAGCGACUGGACGAGGUGGAAACAACCGAUGCUUUCUUCGUGCUUCACGGUCAGCUCUCUCCUUCUUUCGUCUUCCCGAGUCCCGCAUCUGACUUUUGCGCCCCGGUUUGCUGCGGCUUGAGGGGUAGGCUUCUUCUUGGACUUACCGCUUUUUCGCACAGCGACAGUAUUCGAGGAAUUUUUGGGACUCGAAUGUGAAGUCAAUCGCAGCCCACGAGUGUUUUGCUCCUCCAAAGAUUCAAAUGUUAAAGCGUCAGGUGGCCGAGCUCUUUUCUUGCUCACAUGUAGCGCGAGGGCCUGAAAAAGAUUGAUGACACUGCUUGCUGUCGGUAUGCUGCUUGGCUCGAAAGAGGUGUCAUUUCUCGGUCGAAUUAGAGCUCGCAGUCAUUUAUAGUUCGUGCCUGAAUGAUUCGCAACUUCAGCCGCUCACUUUGUAGAUCUCUUUUCUCUCCUGGGUCCUCCUGGUAAAGGAGGAUUCUUGUAAUUGUUUUCUUGAAUUUGGUUGUGGGUGGAGGAAGAUGGGGACGCUGCACAUCGUGGGCUUGUUGUGGCUUAUUGCGUUUCUUCUGUUUGGGAUUUGUCUGGCAAGCAAUCAGACCGUCGGUCAAAUCUCGCCAGGGUUUCAAGCCUCUGAAAUGAACUGGAUCGAUCAUGACGGCCUGUUUCUCCUGUCGAAUGACUCGAAUUUUGCUUUCGGUUUCGUUACCACCUCGGAUGUCACUGCGUUUUGGCUGGCUAUAAUCCAUGUCAGCACCAAAGCAAUGGUCUGGAGCGCCAAUAGGGACUUGCCGGUCGUGAUGUCGGACAAAUUCGCGUUCGACUCCAAUGGCAACGCGUUCUUGCAGAAGGGAGGGAGCGUUGUUUGGUCCACGGAUACAGGCGGGAAGGGAGUUUCGGCUAUGGAGCUGCAGAAUUCGGGCAAUCUGGUCUUGCUGGGAAGCAACAGCGGAGUGAUUUGGCAGAGCUUCAGCCAUCCGACGGAUACGCUACUGUCGAACCAGGAGUUCGCUGAAGGGAUGAAACUAGUGAGCCAGAAAUCCAAGAACUUGAGCUAUACACUCGAGAUCAAAUCUGGGAAUAUGUUUCUCUCUGCAGCGUAUGGAACCCCCCAGCCGUAUUGGUCGAUGGGGGGUGAUACCCGUAAGAUCAUCAACACCAAUGGUGGCCGAGUCGCUUCUGCAUCGCUUGAUGCAAAUUCGUGGAACUUUUAUGAUCAAAGCAGAACCUUGCUGUGGCAGUUUGUGUUCUCAACUAAUACGGAUUCGAACACCACUUGGAUUGCAGUGCUGGGUAACGACGGCACUAUCUCCUUCACCAAUUUGCAGAGUGGUGAAGGUUCUUCAACGAUAAUACCGGAUGACCCGUGUGGCACGCCGGAGCCUUGUGACCCUUAUUUGAUCUGUUACAGCAAUAAGAUUUGCCGCUGUCUUCCUACUCUUAGCUCUAACCCGAAUUGUGGAUCGGAAAUUAAUUCUCCCUGCAAUCGUUCGGCAGGUCCUGUAGAUCUCAUUAGUGCAGGGGACUCUAUUAGCUACUUUGCUCUCAGUUACGUUUCGCCCUCGCUGAAAGCUGAUCUAAAUGGUUGCAAGACCUCUUGCCUUGCCAACUGCUCGUGCCUUGCAAUGUUCUUCCAAAAUAGUACCGGGAAUUGCUACAUGUUUAAUGACGUUGGAGCUUUCAUAGCCUCUGGGAGCAGUUCUGGAUUCACUGCCAUGAUUAAGGUAUCGAGUAAUGGAGGGGCUGGUGCAAAUCCAGGAGGGAGCGGGAGCAGCAAGAAGCGCGUGAUUCUUGCUGUUGUCAUUUCCAUCGCGACUGUGCUCCUGAUUUUUGGUUUAGUUUACGAAGGAUUCAGAUGGUUUGUGUUGAGGGGAUCGCCUGAAGUGACAUCAGAAGAGGACAACUUCCCGGAGAAUUUAGCCGGGAUGCCAAUCCGUUUCAGUUACAGGGAUCUUCAGACAGCGACUGACAACUUCACAAGGAAGCUCCGGCAAGGUGGUUUUGGCUCCGUGUACCAAGGAGUCCUCCCGGACGGAACGAGGUUGGCUGUGAAGAAAUUGGAAGGCAUUGGCCAAGGAAAGAAAGAGUUCAGAGCAGAAGUCUCCAUCAUCGGAAGCAUACACCAUCACCACCUGGUCAGGCUAAAAGGCUUCUGCGCCGAAGGUUCACACCGACUUCUGGCUUACGAGUUCACGGCCAACGGGUCUUUGGAUAAAUGGAUCUUCAAGAAGAACAAGGACUGCCUGCUCGACUGGGAAACGAGGUUCAACAUUGCUUUGGGGACGGCGAAAGGAUUGGCUUACUUGCAUGAGGAUUGCGAUGUGAAGAUUGUUCACUGCGAUAUAAAACCCGAAAACGUGCUCCUUGAUGACAGUUUCCAGGCCAAAGUCUCGGACUUUGGAUUGGCCAAACUGAUGACCCGAGAGCAGAGCCAUGUCUUCACUACCGUGAGAGGCACGAGAGGCUAUCUCGCACCGGAGUGGAUAAAAAACUACGCAAUAUCAGAAAAGAUUGAUGUUUACAGCUACGGAAUGCUGUUGCUUGAGAUCAUUGGCGGGAGAAAGAACUACGAUCCAUCAGAAACCUCGGAGAAAUCUCACUUCCCGUCAUACGCAUUCAAGAUGAUGGAAGAAGGGAAACUGAGAGACAUCGUUGAUUCAAACAUCAAGUUCGAGGACAAAGAUGAUCGCAUUUCCGUUGCGAUCAAAGUGGCCCUGUGGUGCAUAAAGGAAGACAUGUACGCCAGGCCGUCGAUGACCAAGGUCGUUCAGAUGCUUGAAGGCCUUUGCACUGUCUCGAACAUGUUCAAAUCGAUCAGCGAGGAGGGGACUUCUUCGGGGCCAUCGGACUGCAAUAGCGACGCCCAUCUCUCCGCUGUCCAGCUCUCGGGCCCAAGAUAACAGCUCUAAAUAGUGUUUGUCCUUUCCUAUCCUGUUAGGUUCUUUCCAUGUAUAUCAUUUUUUGAUUCCUCCAAACUUUUGUGAUG